AUGUUCUUAUUUAAGGGUAAUAUUUUCUCAACAUUUAAGAACUUUAGAACCAUGUCUACAGAAUCAUCAAAAGGUAUGAAAAGAGCAGCAUCUCCACAACAAGAAAACCACCGUUCCAAAUUGGUCGAUUCCCAAGGUUUUAGAUUACGUCAACAAGAUAUUGAUAAACAUAAGAUAACUUCAGAUGGCGAUGGGAAAAAUUCUAAAACUAUUCAUGAAGAAGAAGCAGAAGGUGCAAAUUAUGUAAUUGAAGGAAGAUUACGUCGUGUUACUCCAUAUUAUUAUACUUAUUUAACAUAUUGUAAAUUACGUUGGAUUGAUAGAAAAUUAGUUGAUGUUUUCAUUGAUGAAUUUAGAGAUCGUUCUGCUGAAGCAUAUAGAGAAGCAGUUGAUACUGGAUUAGUUAAAGUCAAUUCAAAAGUUGCAAAUUUGGAAACUGUUUUGAAAAAUGGUGACUUGAUUUCCCAUAGAAGCUACAGACGUGAACCUCCGGUAACAUCUAGAGAUAUAAAGAUUGUUUAUGAAAAUGAUGACAUUUUGGUAAUUGAUAAACCAAGUGGAAUACCUGUUCAUCCAACAGGCAGAUACAGAUACAAUACUGUAACCAAGAUUAUUGAACAAGAAUUUGGAAAAACUGUUCAUCCUUGUAACAGAUUAGAUAGAUUAACUUCAGGGUUGAUGUUUUUGGGCAAACUGUCAAAGGGUGCAAAUGAAAUGAUGUCACAAAUUAGAGAUAGAAAUGUCAGUAAAGAAUAUAUAGCAAGAGUUAAAGGUGAAUUUCCAAUUGAAAGAAUUGUCAUUGAAAAACCAUUAUCUACUAUUGCUCCCAAAUUGACAUUAAAUGUGGUUGAUGAAGAAAAUGGCAAAGAAGCCAAAACAGAAUUCCAAAGAAUCUCCUAUGAUCCAAUCACGGAUACUUCUGUUGUCAAAUGCCAUCCAUUAACAGGUAGAACUCAUCAAAUUAGAGUACAUUUACAAUACAUUGGUCAUCCAAUUGCCAACGAUCCUAUGUAUUCAAGUCAAUUCAUCUGGGGUGAAAACUUAGGUAAAGAUGGUGAAGCAGAUCUUGAACAAGUUAAACAGAAAUUAGAUUUGAUUGGUAAAUCCAAACCAGCAACUUCAUGGUUUCAUCCUGAAGGUGAUGGUGAAGUUUUAUUAGAAGAAAUUUGCCCAAUAACUGGAUUACCAUUAUAUUCUGAUCCUGGAUCUAAUGAUUUGGAUUUAUGGUUACAUGCUUAUAAAUAUGAAGCUGAUAAUGGAUCAUGGAGCUAUAAAACACAAUAUCCUGAAUGGGCUCUUGAACCAAGUAGGAAAUUCAUGGAAAUGGCAAUUGAACAAGCAGAAAAAUGUGGUGAAACUCAAACUCAAUUUAAUGUGGGUUGUGUUUUGGUGAAUAAUGGGAAAGUUAUAUCUACCGGACAUUCCCGUGAAUUGCCUGGUAAUACACACGCUGAACAAUGUGCAUUAGAAAAAUAUUUUGCUGAACAUGAUGGUGUCAAAGAAGUUCCUGAAGGAACUGAGAUUUUUACAACUAUGGAACCAUGUUCUUUACGUUUGAGUGGGAAUUUACCUUGUGUAGAUAGAAUCCUUGAAACCAAGGGCAUCAAAACCUGUUUUGUCGGUGUUCUAGAGCCAGAUAUUUUCGUCAAGAACAAUUCAUCAUAUCAAAAAUUGCUAAAAAACGGAGUGCAAUAUAUUCAUAUCCCUGGGUAUGAAGAAAAAGCACUCGAAAUUGCUAAAAGAGGUCACGAGAAAAUUGGAACUACUGCCUAA
This is a messenger RNA of Candida tropicalis MYA-3404, 1773 nucleotides long. Its product is annotated as bifunctional DRAP deaminase/tRNA pseudouridine synthase. Gene Ontology annotation, biological process: pseudouridine synthesis. The record is from RefSeq and is a predicted model, not a curated record. Gene Ontology annotation, molecular function: RNA binding; pseudouridine synthase activity. The transcript has a single exon. Bases 1 to 1773 code for a protein of 590 amino acids. Lineage: Eukaryota; Fungi; Ascomycota; Pichiomycetes; Serinales; Debaryomycetaceae.